UGCCAGGCCGGUCCCGCGGAAGCAGAGCACUGGUUUGACCUCCUCGCUUGCCGUACGAACCCGCUGCUGGGGGACGGGACAGGAGGAGGGGUCACUAAAAUGGCGGCUAAGAAUAUUCGACAGGACAGAGAACAAGUCAUUCUCAUUGUGCCCAAAUGGCCCAAGUCUUCUGUGUAUGUCAGCCCAACUCAGAAACUCUUCAUAUCAAGAGGGCAACGCUAGCAGCUAUCCCGGCUGGUCUGGCAUUUGUGUCUAUUAAUAUAUAUGCUGCGACAGAAGAAGAGUCAAAACCCCAGUUAGUGAAACCAAAUCAGCUUCCCAUUUAUUGUGUGCCACCUCUGAAAUCAAGAUAUGUUGAAGAAGACCCUGGUCAUUUACAAGUGGGAUUUUCUACAUUAAGAAAGACAACUAGUCAUUAUGUUGAGUGGUGCAAGGAUGCCUAUGUCUUUGUUAAAAAUGGGAUAAUGGAUUCAAUACAGUUUGGAAAAGAUACAUAUGUUUAUCUGAAGAAUCCGCCUCCAGACUUUCUUCCAAAAGUUACCGUACUUACAAUUUCAGGUCUAGCUGGCUUAGUUCUUGCAAGAAAAGGUUCUAGAAUUAAGAAAAUUGCGUACCCGCUGGGACUUACCACAUUAGCUGUAUCCGUUUGUUACCCAGCUCAGGCAGUAGUACUUGCUAAGAUAACAGGGAAAAAAGUAUAUGCUGCAAGCCAUCAAACCUAUGAAGCAAUAGGAUCACUAUGGACAAAAAAAUCCUCUAUGAAAGAAGUGCUACUCACACAGAAAGAAGAUACCAAGCCUAGUUCACAUGUGCAACAAGUUCCAGAACCAGCUGUGGGAGAGGAUAAAAGUGCAGAGAUUAAAAAAACAACCCUUGAAUCUGAGGUUAAGUCAAAACCACUUGCUGUAACAGAUUCUCCUGUAAUGAAGAUUCAGAGUUCAAAAGAUCCAGUGCCUUUGCCCGCAGAAAUAAAAGUGCCAAAUGUCAUUUCAGAUGUAGCGAAGACAGCAAAAUUUAAGCUUGACCCCAGGCUUAUGGACCAUGGUCAGUCUAGCCCAGAGGAUGUGGAUAUGUACAGUACUAGAAGCUAAGGCACCAAUUUACAAAUAUUGGGAAGUACUAACAAUAGCAAAGAAAAAUGGAAGGAUUAUGCAAUGUAUCAUUGUACCUAAUGUGGUAUAAUUUAAUCAGGUAUUUUCUUAAAUCCCAAUAUGUACAGUCAAUCUACUUUGUCCUUGUUGUUUACUGUGUACUGUUUCUUACUACCUAUAAGCAAUUAAAUAUUUUAAUUUCUUGGAACAAUAAUUACCUGUUUGACACUGAAAAUUAUAUUUCUCUCAAUAUGUGCUUGCAAUGGGGUAUAUCAGGGUUGUCAAUGUCAAGUUGUUAAUAAACAUAAAUCACCUUUAUAAGGGACGGGUUUGAAAGUGUAAAUGUAUUUCUGUCUUUCAGUUCCUCAGUAGUUCAAAGGCAGUAAAAGAGUAAUCUAGUCAUCUUUUUAUUGUUGUCCCCCUUCUCACUCACUUCCAGCUCUGGAAUGCUAUGGACAAAUGAUAGCAUUUGGCAUCUAUGUUGGCUCAAAUAUCUUAGUAGUCUGAGCAUUCAUAAUACAAAAGAAACCAGCUGUCAUUGUUGUACUCUCUCAAAUUCAGUUGCUUUAAGAUUUAUGUAAGCUAACUCCUUCUUUUGUAAAAAUCACUGCUGUUAACCUCUUCCACUGAGGUAACUAGAAUAGAAAAUAAAUUUUGUUCUGCA
Gopherus evgoodei (Goodes thornscrub tortoise) is the source of this 1755-nucleotide messenger RNA. RefSeq names its product apolipoprotein O like (gene APOOL). Bases 156 to 1091 code for a protein of 311 amino acids. NCBI's taxonomy places the organism in Eukaryota, Metazoa, Chordata, Testudines, Testudinidae. Gene Ontology annotation, cellular component: MICOS complex. The transcript is spliced from 10 exons. Gene Ontology annotation, biological process: cristae formation. The record is from RefSeq and is a predicted model, not a curated record.